AAAGAAAAAGAAAAAAGAAAAGAGAAAGGGUGGGAAAGAAAGAAAACCCUAAGCCCCAUGAGCCCCAUCCACUUCCUCUUCCUUCUCCCUCUCACGUGUGCUCAAGCCGCCAUACACGCACCACCCGUCCUCUUCACCUCCGCCGACUGUGUCUUCUCUCCGACGCUAUUGUGGCAGUUCACCGACCCUCGAACCACCGGCGAUUCUGAUCUUGGACUUGGAGCCAUACUCUUCUUCGUUUUACUUCUCUCGCUGCUACGGUUAGUGAUUACAUUACACACUCUACAAGGAGAGACUGGUUUUGGAAUUGUUGCUCUAGGGAGAUGGGAGCUCUUGCCCCUGUCGCGCCUUGGACUCCUGAAGACGAUAUUCUGCUCAAGAAUGCCGUUGAGGCAGGUGCUUCCUUGGAAUCCCUUGCCAAAGGUGCUGUGCAGUUUUCUCGAAGAUACACAGUAAGAGAAUUACAAGAACGAUGGCAUUCUUUACUUUAUGAUCCAAUUGUAUCUGAAGAUGCAUCUAUGUCCAUGAUUGACUUUGAGCGCUCUUCUCCCAUUCCGUCUAAGUUUAACAAAUUUGGGAAUCCUAAAGAAACUAAAGGUAUUGGUGGGAAGAGGAAAUAUGGGACUGUACGUCGUCGGUAUUAUACUUUGCGUAGAAGAAUUUGCAAUGAACCAUUUAACCCUAUGGAUCUGAGUUUUCUUGUUGGACCCAGUGAUAGUAACUACGGUGUUGAAGAACCUAUAUCAGGAAAUUGUAUCCCUCCAACAUCAGAUGAUUUCGGACUUCAGGGCUCAGAGCUGGGGAUCUUGCGAUGUAAUUUUGCCCAAAAUGGGAUGAAUACUGAGGAUGCAGAACACACUUUUCAUUCUGAAUGCCAACAUACAGUUGAAAAGCAUUUUUCUAGGAGCCUUGAGAAUGGACAGGAGGGAAUUUCUCACAUUAUGGGAGAGAGUCUGCCUCUCUCGGGAAAUGAAUCUCAUGUAGAAGAAAUGGCUCCAUCAGCUGGCUUUCCAGUCCAUAGUCUCUUUGAUAAUGAUUUGGAGGUGAGACAUUCUAUUUUUGGUCAACUGAGCAAUGAUCAGAGAGCGAUGGGCUCCGAACUAGAGGAUAAUGAUGUCUUUAAUUCUCCUGUUUCUGAUUCUGGUGCAUCAUUUCACAAUGUUGAGUGCUCAUCUCCUCUUCCUGGUAUGCCAAUAUGGAGAAAUAUCUCAGCACCAGACUUGCCUAUUAAUGGCUUUGCAGAUAAGGAUAUGCCUAUAGGUGACUCUUUUGAACUACCUGAUGAUGAUGGGAACAAAAACAUUCAAAAUGCAAGACUAGCAGGCUAUGACACUCACUCUGACUUGAAGUUGAAGAUUGAAGUCCAGCACGAUCAUUUGAAAAGUCCAAAUGCCACUGCUGAAGUUGAUUUUGCAGAAUUGUCUAAUUCUCUUUUGAACUUAAGCAAUGAAGAUGAGCUACUUUUCAUGGAUGUUGAUGGAAAGGAUGUGAUUGAUAAGUCAUAUUAUGAUGGUUUAAGCUCACUUUUGUUGAAUUCACCAAAUGAAGUCAACCAUGACCAAACAACUACUGCAAUCAAUGCAGAAACAGGGUUGCCAACGGAUGCAUUGGUAGAUCCCCCCACUACAUGUUCUGGAAAGUUAUAUGAAAAAGAAUCCCACUGUGGUGUUGGACAUUUGGAUUGUAGUUCAGAAGCCCAUCCGUCACCAUCCGCUUCUUUAGGCAGUCAAUGCCCUGGAAAAGGUAACGAACCUCUUUUUUGCGCCUUGAACACAGAAGACCCAGAAAUCCCGAGCAAUGACGAUGUUUUUCUACCUCCGUUAACACCUAUGGGGAGCCAGUUUCAAGAUUCUACUUUUUCAUCUACCAAGGAUUUCACUUUUAAUGAGAAAUCCGGUGAGACUCAAUACCUUGUGAGGGAGAGGAAAAAUCAUGGACAACCCCGUGCAUUGCAUGGUUUCCCUGAAAGAGUUGAAAAGCAUCUGGUUGGUGGAGCUUCAGUUAAUUUGAAUAAAUUAUCCCAUGGCAACUCCAGACACUUGUCCCCUGUGAAUAAUAUUAGCUCAAUAAAUGUAAAUAGUGAUGCCAUCCAACCUGUUGUGUUCAAGGAAGAAAACAAUGAAAUUUCCCGGGUAAAUCAUCUUGGCCAAAAUUUUUUAAAUGCUCAUGUAGAGAAGCCAGGCUUUGAUUCUGACAAUGUUAGAAGAUACACACCAAGUGCUGCUUGUGGCAUUAAACAGGAACCAGAUAUAUUGGCUACAUUGAAAGAUCAUCGUUUAUCACAGGAAGAGGGUACCCGAGGUGUUUUUUGUGCAGAACAGGAUGGAAUAUCUUCGACAUCUGAUCAAGACGAGUUAUUAUCUAUUGACAGUGAAGACGACAUACCACAUUUUUCAGAUAUUGAAGCAAUGAUACUUGAUAUGGACUUGGAUCCAGAAGAUCAGGAUCUGUAUUCUAGUGAAGAAGUCUUAAAAUACCAACAUGUGGAGACAAGGAAGAGCAUCAUAAGACUGGAGCAAGGGGCUAAUGCUUGCACGCAAAGAUCUAUUGCGUCUCAUGGGGCAUUGGCAGUUCUGCAUGGCCGGCGUUCGAGGCAUUUCAUUAAGAAGUCAGAGGUUCUAUUAGGUAGAGCAACGGAGGACGUCAUUGUGGACAUUGACUUAGGAAGGGAGGGAAGUGGUAACAAAAUAUCUCGACGGCAGGCUAUUAUAAAAAUUGAUCAAGAUGGUUUUUUCUCCCUGAAGAAUCUUGGCAAAUGCUCGAUCUCCAUAAAUAGCAAGGAUGUGGCCCCUGGUCACUGCCUGCGACUUAAUUCUGGCUGCAUUAUUGAGAUAAGGGCAAUGCGAUUUAUAUUUGAGUCGAACCAAACUUGUAUGAAGCAGUAUUUGGAUAACAUAGGCAAGAUGUCUCACAAACAGGAGUUUCAAUCAUGAUGACAGAUGACAACCUAGCUGGCAUUAACAGUUGUACACUUGGGAGGUGCUCGUUUUUCUGCACUUCAUGGGUUCUUUAGAUGGGAAGCAAUAGCAACGCUUUUCUGGAGAUUAUUUUGGCCGGUAACAUCAGCGAGGAGCUGUCCAACCAAAUUGUGAAGAUAUAGGUAAAUCUAUUCUCGUUCUCUACCCAACCUGGCUACGAUACCUGACUCAAACCUGCAUUCUGGUUACUCCUUUAGAAAUCCAAGUUGGAUCCAAACAUGAGCACCAGCUGAAGUUGCUAUCCUUUUUGAUAUAGCCAGCUUGAGGUCAAAUUGAAGGUAAUUGAUGUUGGAAGUCUUCUUUUAGACUUUCUUGUAUUUCUCGGGCUUUUGCAGUGGUUUCUUGGCUAGUCUAUGUUUAACUUCUGCAGGCCUGGUUAAUGCUAUUUAACCACAGUUAAGAUUUAGAUCUUAGGAUUUGAUUAUGUGGCUUGCUAUUGCUUUGUAAGGGCUGCUGUUCAGCUUAUAAAUGUGUAUUCACAAGCUAUUUUAGCUCAUUGGUAAUCAUCGUAGUAGAGUCUUGGAUGUUUUACAGCCAUUGUUAGUUUGGCGUUAAAGUGGAGCGACCUACGACCUAAAUACUAGAAUUUUUCUAAUUUGGAUUACAACGGAAGCAAAAGGCACUCACCCAGUUUUGGUCCGAUGCUUGCAGUCGGGUGGGAAUUCGUUUAAGGAAAUCAAGAAAGGAAUGAUUGAUAUAAGAUCGUGUGUUUGCUCAAUUAUCUUGCCAAGUAGAGCAACUCACAACAAAUCAACAAGUGCCUGGCGAUGUAGAAAUGAUGGAAAAUGCUGCAAGAAACUGUUCAAGACAACUAAAAACGUAAGAUUCCCAAGAAGAAACAAAAGACGGUUUGAUUUGUCAACCAAAAUCUGAAUUUGGAUGAAGAUUGGCAUACCGGGAGGAUGAACGUUGGGAAGUUUUUACAUUGGUUGAAAAACAUGGAGAGUUUCUUUGAUUGUGUAACACAUGAUGAAAAGGUCAAACUACUGCAGAUAGGGCUUUCAAUGUAUCAAGAAUUGACCAAAACCUUGGCUGAUGAAAGGUCUGCUUCCCUUGAGAUUAUGAACAAAAUUUUCUCCAAUCAAUAUCAACAGAAUAUAGUGAGAAUAUUUCUAAA
Molecule: messenger RNA, 4095 nt
Organism: Cucumis melo (muskmelon)
Lineage: Eukaryota; Viridiplantae; Streptophyta; Magnoliopsida; Cucurbitales; Cucurbitaceae
Exons: 8
Coding region: 324-2933 (869 amino acids)
Biological process (GO): positive regulation of transcription by RNA polymerase II
Cellular component (GO): NSL complex; Ino80 complex; MLL1 complex
Molecular function (GO): G-quadruplex RNA binding; protein binding
Source: RefSeq, a predicted model, not a curated record